GCUGCCGCAAACAUACAGAUAGACUCCUCCUCCUCUCCUGUCCUGCUCUGUUCUGCCCUGCUGCGUGGUCUGCGUACACCAAACCUUCGCCGUCGCCGCCAAUGCCGCGCAUCAACCUGCCCCCCGUCACGCGCGCUGUACUACUGCUCCUGAUCGCAGCCUCUUCGCUCAACGCGGUCAUCAGGACUGCCAAAUGGCGGCAGUCGCUCGAUUCGACAUCUUCCGCUGCCAAUUACCUCUCAAGUCCACGCUGGGCGGUGCCAUAUCUGGUUUGCGUGCCUACCACGAGCCUACGUUACCCAUGGACUGUGGUCACCGCCGCACUCGUGGAGAACAACGUCGUGUCACUGGUCAUCAGCAGCGCUGUCGUGUUCUUUGGAGGCCGAUAUCUCGAACGAGCAUGGGGAACGCACGACUUUGCAAAAUUCAUCAUAGUGGUAACACUCAUACCAAAUGUGAUCACCUUCAUCCUCUACGCCAUAUGGCAUGCCUUUGUCACCGCUCCUGAAUACCCAACGCCAUUGAAUGGCCAAGUGGCUUUGGCCGCCGGCUUCCUCGUGGCUCUGAAACAGCUCGUCCCUGAACACACCGUGUCUCUCUUCAAGGGAAUCAUCAGCAUGCGCCUCAAGCAUGCUCCGGCUGUCUUUGUCCUUGCCAACAUGAUCUCGGGUCCUGUUCUAGGCACAGAUACUGCCUUCUGGUUAAGUCUGCUGGGUUUCUGGAUCUCCUGGAUUUGGCUGCGCUUUUUGCGGGUCUCGACGCUCUCUACAGUGGCUACCGGAGGCACCGAUACAGUCAUCGUUGGAGAUGCUUCGGACACAUUUUCGUUCGCGGCCUUCUUUCCAGAUGUGCUUCAUCCUGUUCUCUCGCCCAUCUGCGACGGCAUAUAUCAUAUCCUGGUCCAGCUCAGGCUCUGCACCCCAUUUUCCGAAGAAGCGAUCGAAGCUGGCAACGAAAAUGCUGCAUCAAGGGCCGAUGGAGUCCUACCAAGCUUCACCGAUAGUAGAGCGGGUUCUAGUCGUCGCGCUGAAGCUGAGAGAAGGCGAGCCAUCGCACUGAAAGCCCUGGACCAAAGACUCAAUGCCGCGGCGGCAAAUCGAAGCGCUCCCACUGCGGUGACCACGGUGCAAGCCUCUUUGGGACAACCCAAGGCUGAAUCAGCGGAUUCAGCGGAUUCAGCGAACGCAGCAGCUCCAGAGGGCUCUGGAAAUUCGCCUUUGGGCGAGACAAACCCAUGACGAUAUCGAUAGCAUACGCCAGGUCCUCGUCGCAUUCGCGAUGUGCAUUUGUUUCAGCCUCACUCGUUCCGCACUGCAUUUCUGCUAAUUCGUGUACGUGAGCAGGAAUCGCACAUGGUGAACCAGAGUUUGUCGACUGACUGCCGCGCUUGGAGGUCCAAGAGGACAACGAAAAUCCCAGCCGACCUCGACUUCCCUGCACUUGCCGUCCUGCUGUGCCCCACUUCAUGCAUCGUCCAGUCUGGACCCCACCCACCGAUCUGCGGGGAUAGUCACAAGUGAUCAUAAAUGCACAAAAUGUUGUCGAAGCUUAAAUUGAUUGCAUACCUUGCGCAUGAAGCUGGCUACCUUCAGCAUGGUAUGGCAUGCUGUCCAUUAUCUUUCGGCAAGGCCUCCAUACUGAUUGGAGAACGUGCGCGACCACGGUAGCACGCCACAAUACAAUGGCCAGGCAAAGGCUUUGCGAAUCGCCAGUCGAAUCGGGAAGCGGCAUCGCCGUGCAUCACCGUGCAUAAUGGAUGUUCACCUGGAUUGGGUGGCACUUGGAAGGAACGGUGACGAGGGCAUUAUGGGGACGUGGAGAAGGUUCGCUUCCGUCGUUACGGCUAAAAGCCUCCUCACUGUGAUCCACAGGUCAGGUUUGCGCUGCAUUCGGCAUUGAUAUCGCGGCAAGUAGUCGUUGCUCAGGCGUGUCCAUGCUA
Messenger RNA from Cercospora beticola, 1939 nucleotides. RefSeq lists its product as uncharacterized. Gene Ontology annotation, biological process: retrograde vesicle-mediated transport, Golgi to endoplasmic reticulum. Gene Ontology annotation, cellular component: membrane; Golgi apparatus. The record is from RefSeq and is a predicted model, not a curated record. Lineage: Eukaryota; Fungi; Ascomycota; Dothideomycetes; Mycosphaerellales; Mycosphaerellaceae.